UCAUUACAUAAAUUAGGUUCCAACAUGAAAGAAAUUUUAUAUUUAGUGUUGAUUUCCAUAAUAUUUCACAGUUCCAAUGAAGUGGUAUUAUCAAGAGUGCCAACACACUUGUUGGACUGCUACCAGGGCGGAGGCCCAAUUUUAGGUGCACCAAGACGACUUGACGUUUUCUUAUCACUUCUAAGAAAGUUGGAGCUGAACUCUCGUCUCGAUAUGAGAUUGUUAAGUUCGGCUUUACUAAGAAGUCUUCGCCUUGACGGUAUAGAGCAAUCAGCCAAUUCUGUAGAAACUGAUCUCUAUUUGCCAUACGGAGCGUCAGCAUUCCAAUUUCAUAGAUAUAAGCUGCUCAUGGAGAUAUUUCUACCAAGUCAAGACUUAUUGAAUGUUAAUGAGACUUUGAGCACUGUAGAAAAAUGCACUCUUCACAAAAUGCUUAGUUCCACAGUGCAACGUUGGGAAAGGGGCGAUGAGAAUGUUGUAUGUCCCUUGUCAGCUGAACGUAAACAUAUGGAACAGAGUGCCAAUAGAAUAAACAGCCGAUGUCCUAUAGAAGACGGUGUAAUCAAAACAGACUGGGGAACGAUUUCACCUGGCAUUCUAGUCGCUGCUCUUGCAUCGUCCCUAGAGGCACAGAGAGUUGAUAUAACAGAUAUAUUAGGAGCAGAUAUAUUUAAGGAUGAAGUAUCUCAAUCCUUAGUAGAAUCUGCUAAAGAAGAUUGGUACGACGAACUAGAACAAUUCGAUGUUAAAUCUAAAAGUCUUAACACAAACACGGACAUAAGCAAUGUGUGGGUAGCAACUCUCGCAGGUGACUUAGCAGAGGUUGUUAUUAACCAAGGCGCUAGAGUGGGAGCGUCGGCACAGAAGUUGAUGGUAGGCAGCAGCAAUCGUUGGAACGAUACAUUUAUUCCUAGAAUUUAUUACUUAUUUCCUCAAAACGCUACUCUUCCUGAUUGGCAUUUUACUGAUGCGGAAAUUUUAGCUGGCAUAGACGGACUUAUCAUAGCUAAUUACUUACCAAAGUGGGUGGAACAACGACGUUCUUUACGACUAUCUCAGAUAAUAGAGAUGUAUUACUCAAAUGAAGGAGUAUCUUUCGAUACAUCUGUACGAGCUUGUAACAGACAAGCCUUGUUUGCGAAUAUCGUCAACGGCUCCCAGUUGUUCACAGAAACAUCUAGAUUUGCUCACAUGUUAUCACUCCAACAAAUAACUGUUUAUAUUCCCAAGGAGGAAAUGGAGAGAAUAACAACAACCGCGGUGGGAGUGUUCAUGAAUUAUGUCCCAAAUCUUUUAAGGCGGUCUCACCAAGAAUGUAAAUGGAGGCCAGUUGUUGCGAACGUUGACUUAAUAGUAGCAACUGAUGGCAGUUGGAAGGGAUAUGAAGUAGAACAGUUUAUGUCGUGGAUUAGUGAAGCUAUAGAAGUAGGAGCUCAGGGUAGCUCUAUAUCCCUCGUAAAUGGAAAUACUGGUGAAUGGAUAGUUCGUGCUACUAAUUUAACAGAUUUCUUUGUAAUGCUUACCAACGAGUCAAUACAAUGGCCAAAUCGUCUCAACCUCCCAAAUGUUAUAUCUACAAUAAUCGAGUACAGUCGUGAUCAAACUCUUCAAGAGAUAUCUGAUAUGGUGAGUGCUGGUCGUAGCACAGUUGUCCUCGUCGUUACUUCAGAGCGACCCUCAAAUGACGAGUUGGAGCGCUCCAGGUCCUUAAUGCAAUCCUUGAGGCAAAGCUUUUAUGACGUUUACUUUGCAUACGCAGCCACAGACAUGACAGAGUAUCAGAAUAUAAACAACCAGUUCAUGGAUUAUUCAGAGCUAUUUUUAAAGAUAGAAUCAAAUUCAGUCAUUGACGUAAUAAGGACAGUGGAUAUUCAUCUAGUAAAGAAUAUUAUCCCAUUUAGAAUAAUCGGUCCUCAGUGUCCAGUCAAUGGCACUAAUUAUUUUCAAACACCAUAUGAGAAUUAUGUUCUACCAUACCGUGAACAGUUCUACCGCAUUCAUCCGUUUUACUUAAGGCAACAGUCGCUUAUUAAUAUACAGUUUCGGAACGAUGGGCAGGGGCAGAUACUGGUGUGCUUGUGGCGCGGAGCUGAAGUUUCCCGCAGCUGCCAAAUGAUAAAAGAGAGGGAUGUUUAUACAUUUAAUCUAACGGAUCCUUGUCCUUCUCGCGAAUUUUGUCCUCCAGCUCAUCUUUCAGUAAAAGCUGUAACAACAUUAAACUCAUGUGCAAAUAGCGAUUGUCGCCUGCCGCACCAAGUUGGUUAUUACUUCCAACAUUCUGGCUUUAGAUGUUUGCCUCUUUUGGGAGCCGCGGCCUAUGUCAAGCCGUUUUUGAAAGUUCAAAUUAUACUUUCACUCAUGAUCUCAUUCCUAUACUAUCGCUAUUAAUAAUAAAAUUUGUAUCUAUGCUUGAUUCUUUACUUCGAAAAAAAAAUAAGUAUAUAAUAGAAAAUUGAGAAUAUUUUGAUGUUUUUACAAUAUUAUUGUCCAUAAAUAAAAUAACAAAAUAGUGGGGAUAACAAAAAAUAUUGGUUACCCCUGGUGGGACUCGAACCCACAAUCCCCGGCUUAGGAGGCCGAUGCCUUAUCCAUUAGGCCACAGGGGCUUAUACCUCUUCUCGUAAAUUACACUAUCGAAUAGUUAAAUUUAAAGUCCAAUUUAAAUUUUUAAAUAUAUAUUAUAUACUAUUUAUUCUAAACUUAUUAGACAUUUGAUAAUUAUGACAAAAAAAUAAAAAAUCUUAUUUAAUCUUCCACAUUUGGGAUAUCCGACUCGUUUAACAAAAAAAAGAAUUUCUUUCUGAAGAAUGUCUUAACAUAAGCAUAACAAUGAUUCAAUAAAAUAUUUCAAAAUACGGUCAGACUUAAAUAUUAAGUGUUUUAAAUGUUUUUAGAAAACAUAAUACGAUUAAUUAUCAAUAUUACAUAAAGGUAGAUUUUUUAACAAAACUGGUUGUGAGAUAUUAAUUUUAUAAUUUACUGAUUUAUUAUAUAAACUAAAGUUUAUUGUUUUCACUGAAUUGUUUUAUGUUUUAAGCAAAAUUAAUAAACUCAUAAAAGUGUUAAAGUCACGAAGAUCUCACACUGCAUACGGUGUAAUAAUUUAAAAUGUACUGUAACGAAUUACCGUAUCAUAAUAUCAAUACUGUUUUUGUUGUAGGAUUAAUAGUUAUUA
This is a messenger RNA of Danaus plexippus (monarch butterfly), 3175 nucleotides long. RefSeq lists its product as uncharacterized. NCBI's taxonomy places the organism in Eukaryota, Metazoa, Arthropoda, Insecta, Lepidoptera, Nymphalidae. Bases 25 to 2388 code for a protein of 787 amino acids. The transcript has 12 exons. The record is from RefSeq and is a predicted model, not a curated record.